AUGACGACCUCAACAGAUUUCUUCAAUCCGGUCGCGGCUUUCAUUGCCCUCCGCGAGACUCUAGAGGCCGGCAUCAUCAUCGCCGUGCUCUUGGGCUUCAUCGAGCAGAUCAUCCCUUCGCUCCCGCUCGGCAGUCUGCCCAACGCUGGUAGCUCGCGCACAGAACUCCUCCCCAGUGCUGCGGCGGACCAAGGCGAGGCGACCUACUCGACCUUUAGCGCGCGCCGGAACUCGGAGCGCGCUCCUGCCGUGCCGCCUCAACUCCUCUCACCCAACCUGAGUCCGGCGCACUCUAACCGGGCCCUCGACUCUGGCUUUGAGCUGUCGGAUGACGAAGGUCACGAGCAUUCCAGCCAUCAGUUUGGACCGUACAACCGCGAACAGGUGGUGCGGAGCCUCAAGGCGCAGGUAUGGAGUGGCGCACUCCUUGGCCUGGCUGCGGCGGCCGUCGUGGGUGGUAUCUUCCUCUAUGUCUUUUACACUUUUGCACACGACCUUUGGCAAGAUGCCGAGAACCUCUGGGAGGGCAUCUGGUGUGGCAUCGCCUCCAUCAUCAUCCUCGUCAUGGGUCUCGCCUUCCUCCGUCUUCCUCACGCACGCAUGAAGUGGCGCCUAAAGUUGCUCCAGGCAGUCGAGGGAGCUGCCGGUGUUGACCAAAAGUCGUCAUCAACCCGUCGACGCCAACGCAAGAUGGGUGCGCGGGCAGCUCGCGGCUGGAUCCUCUUCGGCCUUCCUUUUAUCACCGUUCUUCGUGAGGGUUUGGAGGGUGUCGUCUUCCUCGGCGGCAUCGGCCUGACCGGCUCCCCGCUCUCAAUCUUCACUGGCGCGCUCGCUGGCUUCCUGAUCGGCGGCGUCCUCGCCGUUACCCUCUUCACUCGCUCCGAGUCGAUGUCACUCCAGCGCUUCACGACCUUCUCCUCCGUCAUCCUCUUCCUGAUGGGCGCUGGUCUGGCCAGCCGCUCCGCGUACGGGCUAGAGCGCCAGUACUUCAUCAACUAUGUCGGUGCAGCGGCGGCCGAGGGUGGCGACGGGCCCGGUUCAUUCCGCGUGGCUCACAACAUCUGGAAGCUCUGGGGUGCCAAUCCUGAGCCUGGGCACCAGGGCUACAGCGGCUUCUGGCAGCUUGCCCAGAGCCUGGUCGGAUGGAACAACGUCGGUACCUACUGGACUGUCGGCGUGUAUGAGGUGUACUGGUUCAUCAUCAUUGGCACCCUCAUCCGCAUGAAGUACAACGAGGGCCGAGCGGAGAUCUGCGGCCGCCGCUCUGAGAGAGGAUGGGAGCUCGAGUAUGCCCGCCGUCGUGUGGAGCGUGAGGAGGGCGAGGAGGAGGGUCUCCUCCCGCCUCAUGCCGAGGGCUCGGGUUCACGCUUGAGCACCGACGAGUAG
Cutaneotrichosporon cavernicola is the source of this 1386-nucleotide messenger RNA. RefSeq lists its product as uncharacterized. Gene Ontology annotation, cellular component: high-affinity iron permease complex; plasma membrane. Bases 1 to 1386 code for a protein of 461 amino acids. The transcript has 6 exons. Gene Ontology annotation, molecular function: ferrous iron transmembrane transporter activity. Lineage: Eukaryota; Fungi; Basidiomycota; Tremellomycetes; Trichosporonales; Trichosporonaceae. Gene Ontology annotation, biological process: iron ion transmembrane transport. The record is from RefSeq and is a predicted model, not a curated record.